AUGAUACUCGUCUUUAUUUUCCUCAGUGCCUUAAAUUUUGUUUUCUCAGAGACCCCAGAUGUUGAGUGUGUCAUUGAUAUUCAAGCCUCUUCAUCUUGGCGUAACUCAAGUUGUGAGGCAGGAAAUUGGGGUGGAUUUAUCAGUAAUUGUUGUGAAGUAGUUUUUGAUGACUACCUGUAUGCCUUGGGACAGAGGGCCAACCAGACCGGGAAGCUCUUCUUGAAUUCCACAGAGCAGACAAACUGCUUAGUCCUAAUGAAGGGUAUUAAGGAGGAUGUUUUGAGUUGUGGCAUCGAGAAGCUAACAAGUGGAGCCGGCGGUUGCUCUGACUAUACUAAACUAGAUGUUUUUAAUAAUUUACGGAACACAAUGGAAAGUUUAGAAGAAGACUGUAAGCUUUUGGGCACAGCCGAAAAAUCUGAUCAGGUUUGCAGUGCAUGCUUGAAAAGGUGGGAAGAGAUUGUUGCAUCAUCAGACAAUAAGAGGGGUUCAUCGAAGGUUGAAGCCAAUAUCUGUGGUUUUGCUGUUUUGGUAUCCUUAACAAGCAAGAGGAUUGAUGAUAAGGAUUUUGUUCAGGCACUUUAUGAAUGCCUUGGGGGUCAGAGACUUUCAGCAGAUGAACAGCGAAGCUCGGGGACUAAUGCUAUAAACUUGAGCACAGGUAUAUGGAUUGUAUCUGGUGGUCUAGGAGGAAUUGCAGCAAUGAUACUCAUUGCCACAUGGACCUUAUGUAGAAAACGGCCUCAUAAGAGUGUUUCAGCUGAGAAAUAUGCAUCAAACGAUUCACUGUCUGAAGAACCUGGCAACUUUAAAAUAUCAAUCAAGGAAAUUUAUGCAGCGACCGACAAUCUAAGUGCAGUCAAUUUCAUUGGCCAAGGCGGAGCUGGAAAGGUAUAUAAAGGCAUAUUCUUGAAUGGGAAGCAUGUUGCAGUCAAGCACAUAAUCAAUGAUGGCUCUGUAGAGACAUUCAUCAGAGAAGUAACAAGCCUUUCCGAUGUUAGACAUCCGAACCUUGUAGCUUUGCUUGGCUAUUGUGAAGAUGUAGAAGAAUGUUUCCUGUGCAAGAGGCCUUUGGUUUCUGCACACUUAUCCGGAUGGCUGCAUUGUUCACCGCGAUAUCAAGGUAGGCCUAUAUUAUCUGCACUAUCUUCUGUUUUUGCCCCCUCUGUUGCUGUUUGUUUGCCGCUCAUUUCUUCAAACAAUUUUUCUUGUCCCAAUUGGCAGCCAACAAACAUUCUCAUCGACAACAACUUUCAAGCCAAACUGUCAGACUUCGGGUUAUCUAAAGUUAUGGACUUGGGCCAGUCCUAUGUGAGCUCAGAAGUGAGAGGGACAUUUGGUUAUGUCGAUCCUGAGUACAGACGGAACCACCACGUAAAUGCUUCAGGAGAUGUCUACAGUUUUGGAAUAGUUCUUCUACAACUUAUCUCGGGGCGCAGGGUUAUCAAUCUGAACUCACAAAAACCAAUGCCACUUAGUAAAAUGGCCAGGGCCCUCACAAAAGGCGGUGAUGUAACAGAAUUUGCAGAUCCUAAGCUUAACGGGGAGUACUCGGUUGUAGCCUUCGACCUUGUGUUCAACCUAGCUUUGUCAUGCACAGGACUAAAGCAGCAAAGGCCAGGCAUGGAGCAAGUGGUCUCAAAACUGGAAAAGGCACUAGAUAUCUCAACCCAAAUGGAGCCAAUUUCUUUGACCGCACCAAUCAAGACUUGAAAUUGAAGAAAGCAUAGCAGAAAGUUUUUGUAUAUUGAAACAAUCAUGGAUGAUUUUCAUCUUAGAAAAUGUAUCAUACCAUUAAUUAUUACUGAUUUCAUGUGGAAAAGGAA
This is a messenger RNA of Prunus mume (Japanese apricot), 1826 nucleotides long. NCBI's taxonomy places the organism in Eukaryota, Viridiplantae, Streptophyta, Magnoliopsida, Rosales, Rosaceae. The record is from RefSeq and is a predicted model, not a curated record.